Messenger RNA from Anastrepha obliqua, 2340 nucleotides. RefSeq names its product cystinosin homolog (gene Ctns). Gene Ontology annotation, biological process: L-cystine transport. Gene Ontology annotation, molecular function: L-cystine transmembrane transporter activity. The record is from RefSeq and is a predicted model, not a curated record. The transcript has 9 exons. NCBI's taxonomy places the organism in Eukaryota, Metazoa, Arthropoda, Insecta, Diptera, Tephritidae. Bases 311 to 1519 code for a protein of 402 amino acids. Gene Ontology annotation, cellular component: lysosomal membrane.
GUUGAAGUGGUCGGACUCAUUUACACCCUAACAUAACGGUAACAUAUUUAAUUUCAUCACAGUGACGGCACAGGCGAGAAUAUAAACAAAUAAAUGCAAAGGUUUUUGGUCGGCGUGAAAUUAAGAACCUUUCGUUUUCAUUUGUUCGAAUAAUAUAAUAUUAAAAUAGAAAAUAAAAGGCAGAAACUCGGUUUAAAAAUAUUUGAAUAUUUGCGAACAACCACCGCUUUGCCCUAUUGCCAUACUUCCAACAAGAUACGCGGGAAUUUUGAAUAAAUUACAGAAAAUUAAUCUAAGAGAAGAGCUCAAAAUGUGGAGAUCUAUAGGUGGCUGCAGUAUAAAAUUCCUUACAUUUAUGUUAUUGGCGAGAGUAGCUUGUCUCACACAAGCAGUUGCAUUUGAAUGGUCCGUGAGAGCCGCCAAUAACUCUGGAUUAACUGUUUCUACUCACGAUCUCGCUCUAUUAGUGCAGCAAAAUAAAACGUUUGACAUUUUGGUAAGUGAUCCACUGGAGCUAGACAUUUCCAUCAAUUUGGUGGUACAACAUGAGGGUCUGGUAGAAUUGUAUCCAAUUAAUUUCACCAUCAGUGCAUCGGAUCCACAAAACCAAGUAAUUCAGGUUCUUGGCGUGCGACCUGGAAGUUUGGAGAUCACAGGCAAAAGUACACCGAAUGACUCAUGGAUUGCCGACGAUUUAUUUGUACGCGUCACUGUUGCCAAUUCUCAGGCCAUCAUUUAUAUAUCGCUAGUAUUUGGUUGGAUUUAUUUUGCGGCCUGGUCUAUCUCAUUCUAUCCACAAGUUUAUAUUAAUUUCAAGCGAAAAUCGGUGGUUGGCCUCAACUUUGACUUUCUUGCCCUCAACAUAGUUGGUUUUGCUCUUUACUCCGUUUUCAAUUGUGGCCUAUACUGGAUACCGGAAAUACAACAAGAAUACUCUAACCGCCAUCCACGUGGUUUAAAUCCUGUAAUGCUAAACGAUGUUUUAUUUGGCCUGCAUGCCAUGUUUGCAACAAUUUUAUCAAUCAUUCAAUGCUUUUUAUAUGAGCGUGGCGAUCAAAAAAUCUCGAAAACCGCAUCCGGCAUCUUGGGUACAUACGCAUUAAUUGUAGUGGUAAGCGCAAUUCUAGUUGCAGUCGACGUAAUCCACUGGUUGGAUUUCCUCUACUACUGCAGCUACAUCAAAUUAUCGAUAACGAUCAUAAAAUAUGUGCCACAGGCGCUAAUGAACUAUCGCCGCAAAAGUACUGUAGGUUGGAGCAUUGGUAAUAUUCUAUUGGACUUUAUCGGAGGUACACUUAGCAUGCUGCAGAUGAUCUUGAACGCAUCAAAUUAUGAUGAUUGGGUGUCAAUUUUUGGUGAUCCAACGAAAUUUGGUUUGGGCCUAUUCUCUGUGCUUUUCGAUGUGGUGUUCAUGUUGCAGCACUUCGUAUUUUACAGGCGUAACCAGAUGCCUUCCGUUUCUACGCUGACCGAGGCCACAGAAGUGCCCAAUGCCAAAUCUGAGGAGAAACGUUAUUAGUUGCAUCUACUUUAUAUUUACAUAUUUGUAAUAUGUAAUUAUGUUGUAAAUACCUAGGUUUUUAGAAAUACCUUAUUUUGAUUAGUGAAUAGAAAUUUCGGAAAGAGCACUUUUAUUGUACUUAAAAAGUAUGUGAGGACUUCAAAUAUUAUUAUAUAUAAGGUGGUUUCAAGGCUGCGCUGAAAUGCAAAAUAUUGUGUUAAUAGAAAGAGCGAAUGCCUUAUUGCUAAUGUUAUUUAUUAUUAUUGUAAUUAAAAUAAUUCCGCACUUACUUAUUUUUGAUAUGUAUGCAAAGAUUGUUAAAUUAUAAAUUAAUUAAAAAAGGUUUAAAGAAAUAUUUUCGAUUUAGCGUUAACCAUUCGUAAGCUGUAUCGAAUCCUUAAAAAUUGGAUAUGUAUUUAAGUACACACAUACAUACAUAUGUAUGUACUCCCCUGUAGAGAAUUCAGCUUACUCUAAAUUUAAACAAAAAGACAACUUCUUUUCAGUUUGGUUACUUUUAGGCUGGCUUGUAGUGGGCUUAUUAUCAUAAUAUAAUAUUAAUGGUCCUACGAAUUAUUAUAUACAUUCAUAUGUAGACAUGUAUAUAUUUGAAUUUUGUAGCUUUUACAUACCACUUAGGGAUAGAUUUUAUGCAUAUGAACAUAUUUACAUGCAUAUGUAAGUUAAAGAUUUUCGCGUAAAAAAUCUUUUUUUAAAAAGAUUGCGGUAUGACCGCUCUUUAUUGAGUUCUGUCUAAAACUGAUUUACAAAAUUUCUUAAUCUAAAACCUAAACUUAAAAUGCACCGAGCUACCUGUGGUGGCGUGAACAAUUUCCAGG